AGAAAUGUUGCACAUUAGUGAAAGAAAAGUAGGAAUAUUGUUGGCAAGUCAAGCGAGCUGCCAAAAAUAUGCAAAUGAGCAAAUAAUUUUCAUAGAUGCUGACCCAUAAAAGAAUGUUUCGCUCCAGACCCACAUUGCUCCGCUUCAAGCUCUCUCGUACUCAACAUUUCUGCACCAACACCACAAAACCCACUAAUAAUAACAGCAGCAGCAGCGACAAGAUUGAAUCAAGUAUUAGUAAAUACUACGAGACUUAUCGCCAACUGGACAAGCUUGAUUUCAUGACUGCUGCUAAGAUUGUCUUCUCUGAACCCCCCAAGCAAAAGAAGUUUGGGAUCGAUUUCCAUCUGGUACAACUCUUCUUUGCCUGCUUGCCUUCUUUGGCUGUAUAUAUGGUGGCUCAGUAUGCUCGCAGUGAGAUGAAAAAAAUGGAUGCGGAACUCGAGCUAAAGAAGAGAGAAGAAGAGGAGAAAGCAAAAGAGAUGGAACUAAAAGCUAUUGAAGAAAAGGAAGCCAGAUCUAAUCCAGAGCUUCUGGAGGUGAAAGUGAGACUGGAUAAACUAGAGGAAGCUGUAAAGGAAAUUGCAGUUGAAUCAAAGAAACAAUCAGGUGAUGAUGCAUUAAAAAAUCAGGAAGAUAGUAGCAAGGAAAAACACAUUGCACCAACUAAAUCUCAUGAUAGCCAAAGCACGUCAGAAUCAAGCAAUUCUGCGGAGAAAGCCCAUCUUAGCAAACAGAAAUCUGCGGAACUAGCACCUGGCACAGGAAAGUCAACUGCACCUGGAACAAGCUCCUGAUACUUCUCAGCCGCACCACAAGAGCAAGAUCCAAAAUGAAGGAAUUUUUGAAGAUGCUAAGAGAUGAUGAAUAGCCUCACUGGUAAAUUCUAUAGAGAAAAAAGUCUACCUUUCAACAAAUGAUCUAUGUGGUACAGUAGGCUGAUUUUGCCUAAGAAUUUUUGGGUUGCAAGGGGUGAUAUUUAGUUUCUUAUAGUUAAAAUUGCUUUGAGUUAAUUUUAUUCUUGGGUUUUGUAUUUUGUGUGCUCCAUGUAACAGGUUUGGGAGCAGGCAAGAUUUGAGAGUCCAUGUUCUUUUUCCUGUUGUUCUUACUGACAAUGUACUGGAGAGUAGAUAUUAGAUGCUUAAAAUUGCCUAAUACUUGAGCUGGCAACUCGAUGGUUAAGUUCAAUUUGCCAGUGUUGCACUUCAA
Ricinus communis (castor bean) is the source of this 1209-nucleotide messenger RNA. RefSeq lists its product as uncharacterized. The coding region runs from base 96 to 797 and encodes 233 amino acids. Lineage: Eukaryota; Viridiplantae; Streptophyta; Magnoliopsida; Malpighiales; Euphorbiaceae. The record is from RefSeq and is a predicted model, not a curated record. The transcript is spliced from 4 exons.